This is a messenger RNA of Cuscuta epithymum, 1956 nucleotides long. The record is from the annotation of a GenBank genome assembly. NCBI's taxonomy places the organism in Eukaryota, Viridiplantae, Streptophyta, Magnoliopsida, Solanales, Convolvulaceae.
UUUCAGAAGCUGAAGCCAAGGCGCUUGUGGCUAACAUUGCCACUGGGAUGAAGGUUGACAUGUCCUCACUACCAUUGCUGGCUGAAAACCAGAAAACAAUGAAGGCGGUCAUUGCAGGAAUGAAUGAUUCCCAGCUAACGAAGAUUGUGGCUCAUCCUUAUGAGCAGUUCAGUAUCCUUGAUGUGGCUGAAUUCUACCUCAACGCCCACAUCACCGACGACGCCAUUCAUUCUCAUGUGCAAGGGAAAAGCCUGAAAAUCGAUGUUGAUGCCCUCAACGAGUUCUUCAACAUCGAACUCGACUCACAAGAUGAAGAUACUCCCACUCUCAUCGAUCUGGAGUCAGUUGAAGUCUCUGUAGAGACAUUUGUGGACACCUACUGCCAGCCAGAUGCUACCGGAGUAGAUAAGCUCUACAUGAAGAAGAACCUGCUCAAAAGGGACUAUGAAAAACUAAUGAGCAUCAUGCAUCGGUGUCUGUGGUGCAAAACAAGCUCAACUGAUCAAAUGAACAACACCAAUGCAAAGGCUCUGUAUGCAGUUCAUCAUGGAAUGAACAUCAACUGGGGGAAGGUACUUUAUAAAUCCCUCACUGAGUCAGUAGAGAAGAAGGACAAGAAAACCGGCUUGUUCACAACAAAGAUGGGUCAUGGCCUUCUCCUCUCAAAGGUCAUUUCCAAGUCUCAAGUGGAGCUCAGAAACCCCUCUACUGUUGACCAUUCCAAAACUAUAUUUCUUACUGCAUCUCCCAAGGUUCAUGUGGCCAUUGCUGCUGAGUUGAAGAGGGAAGAAAGACUUGAGCAGAACAGGGAGAAGGUGGUUGCUAAGUCAAAACCUGCUCCUACUAAGCCCAAGAAGAAAUCUCAGACGAAGCAAGAGGCAACCACUGAGAAGGUUGCAUCAGAGGAGGAUGCAUCAGAAGCUGGUGCAUCAGAUGUGGCCCCCAUCAAGAAACUUAAACAGAAGAAGAGAAGGAAAGCAAUCAUUCAGAGUGAUUCUGAUGCUUCUACUUCUCCUAUCAGGGUGCAGAAGAAGAAGAAGACCAACUCCCCUCCCAAGGAAUCAGAACCUCAGGGGGAACCAGCAUCAGAGUUGGCUAAUGCUCAAGUGGAACCAGCACCUGAGGUGGUUGAUACUCAGGGGGAACCUGAACUUGCCCCCCUGCCUGCUGAUCAAGAGGCAGUCCUGGCAAUCCCUUCCUCUCAAGUACAUCAAACCCCUGUGGAUGAUGAGAUUCAGGAAGACAUCCUCACAGCUUUGAACAAGCAAUUUGCCAGAGUGCUAGAGUGGAGGAAAUGGAGAUUGGGACCACUCUCUAACAUCUUGCAGCACUUUGGAUUCUAUUCUGCUGAAGAAAAGGAAGUGUUCAACUGGACUGGAACUAAUGAUGUGUCCAAGUGCACUGAUAUUCCAUUUCUGGAGUCUGUUUUAGCUGAGAAGAAGAGGAACUUCAAAGGCAAGGGUCGUCUGACAGCCUCAACUGCAGUAGAGCAUGCUGCAACAGAUGUCUCCCCUCUCACUGAGCAAGAGGUCCCACUAUUUGAAGCAUGGCUGACAGAGAAGACAAUGAAGGAUUCCCUUGAACCUCAACAGCAAGCUGGAGGACCUUCUGAUGCAGAGCUGAUCUUUGCAAAUCUGAUCACUGAUUGGAGGAAAUCUCAGCAACAGGAAAUUGAGGUAAUUCCUAAUUCUCCUGUUCAUCUUCCAUCACCUCCCAAAUCCACUUCACCCAAACCAACCACAUCAACCACAACUCCACCUCCAUCCCCUCAACCUCUUCCAAAUUCACCGAUUCCCUCACCCAAGAAAACUCCUUCACCAAAACCACCCUCACCUAAACAACCAUCACCCUGUCACCAGUUAACCCCCAUCAGAAGCCGCUCACCAUCACCUCCUCCUUCACCCCAACAUCAGAAGACCCCCGCUCUGCAAGCUUCACCUCAUCAGAGCUCACCCC